AUGGUUUCAAAGCAAUGGCGGGUGCGAUUUGCCCUCACGCCGACACCACCAGUCGUCCCCAGCGCCAAGUGUGUCUCCAAGACCUCCAAUGCAAAACCCUUGCCAGCUCGUUCUCGGCCGAAGAGCAAGCUGGCCUGCCAUGAAUGCAAGUCGCGGCGUGUCAAGUGCGACGAGACAUAUCCCGUCUGUGGGCACUGCAAACGCCGGGGUACUCUGUGCAUUCCGGUACCUCGCCAUUCGGGAUGGCAUCUCGAACUGCCGCUGCUCAUCCAGCAGGCGUGCAAUCCCGGUGGCACGUCGCCGUCUCUGCUCCUUCAAUACUACUUUGAACGAGUGUGUCACAUCAUGGUCCUCGACCCCGAAAACAAUCCGCUGGCAUUCCCGCUGUUGACUCUUAUGAAAGAAUCAGACGCUCUUCUCCAUGUCGUGCAGAGCAUCGCGGCCGCCCACAAACACGGGUUUGCUGAUGAUGCCACGAGUGAGUGUUUAUUUGAGCGAAAGAGGGCCUUGCUGUCUAUCCAAAAGGAGCUUCGGCAUGUGCGCAAACAAUCUGUGUCCACAUUCUUGGCCAUCUUCCUCAUGGGCAUCUCGUCACCAUGGAUCGAGGGCACAUCGGGCAUGGAGCACCUUCUCGGUGCGAGAGCAUUAGGCGAUAUCCUCCUCAACGACCCAAAUGUGGACUAUUCUAGCGCCUACAUGCAGAUGAUCCUCGGUAGCUAUAUCUGGUGGGAGAUGGCUGCCUCGUUCAACCUAGAUCACCGGUUGCAGAGGCCACUGGGAACAGAUGCUAUCUAUAAGGCCGUGAUGGCCAACCGGCUGGAGUAUCAUUCUCUUACAGGAUACUCUCUUGAACUCUUUUAUUUGAUUGCCAAUCUGAACCAUUACUGCCGGCGGAUUGUGGACGGAGAACCUCGAGAUCUUGCCCACGAAGCUGCGGUCGAAGAGCAGCUGCUGAAUUGGAAACCAGGCGGGAACGAUACACUGCUAGUUUCUCUGAGCGGAGCCUAUCGUAAACACGGUCUGAUCCAGUUGCGCCGGAUAUGCGGCCCUAACAAUGGCGAGCCUGACCUAGAGAACGAACGACAGAUACAGACGUGGGCCGCGGAAGCCAUGGAAAACCUGAUGGAGAUCCCCCACACGUCACCGUACCUCAACUUCCAGCCUAUCCCCCUCCUCUCAGCUGCCUCGGAGAUUUCCUCCGAUAAUCGGAAGCAGCAAGAAGAGGUCAAGGCGCGGUUCCGUGCCCUCUACUCUCUUACUCACCUGCCUGUCAUGCUGGAUGCCAUAACGUUGCUGGAGGAGAUCUGGGAGCUUAGGCCGCUGGGGAUCAAGACGUCAUGGGCGGUGGUACUUCUUGAGACGGGGAAGUUGCUUCCUCUAGCAUGA
Messenger RNA from Clonostachys solani, 1386 nucleotides. NCBI's taxonomy places the organism in Eukaryota, Fungi, Ascomycota, Sordariomycetes, Hypocreales, Bionectriaceae. The record is from the annotation of a GenBank genome assembly.